AUGGAAAGCAGAACUUUUCUUCAAGUCCUAUGCUUGGCCAUUGUUGGUCUUGGCUUUGCAAAUGCAGAGGUUCCGGCUGUUUUUGUAUUGGGAGAUUCGACAGCUGAUGUUGGGACUAACAAUUUCUUACCAGGAUUCAAAGCGAGGGCUGACUUUCCUCCCAAUGGCAUUGAUUUUCCCUCCUCUAGACCAACUGGAAGGUUCAGUAAUGGUUUUAACAGUGCUGAUUUUCUAGCUAUGCUAAUGGGAUUCAAGAGAAGCCCACUACCUUUCUUUGCUCUCGCUGGCAAUCCAAAAUUGCUCAAACGGCCUAGCUUUCGGGGAGUAAAUUUUGCCUCUGCAGGGUCUGGCAUUCUUGACAUGACUGGGCAAACUGCGUUAACCAGCUCGCUGAGCGGUGUUAAGAAUGUUGUCCCACUACGAGAGCAGAUUGAGCAACUUUCUGCAGUCCAUGACAAUCUUACAGCUAUUAAGGGUUCAGCAUAUACAGAAAUUCUUUUCUCAAGAGUAUCCUUGAGCUUGGAGCAAAGAAGAUUGGUAUUAUUAGUGUUCCACCAGUUGGUUGCUGCCCAUCUCAAAGGGCUUUCAAUGAAAGUGGGGGCUGUUUGGAGGGUUUGA
Molecule: messenger RNA, 618 nt
Organism: Populus trichocarpa (black cottonwood)
Lineage: Eukaryota; Viridiplantae; Streptophyta; Magnoliopsida; Malpighiales; Salicaceae
Product: GDSL esterase/lipase At5g55050-like
Exons: 4
Coding region: 1-618 (205 amino acids)
Molecular function (GO): hydrolase activity, acting on ester bonds
Source: RefSeq, a predicted model, not a curated record